GAAUCCAAAAUGGUUUCUAAAACUUUAUAUAUUUAAUGACUAAAAUGUAAUAUCUUCCGUUGACAACUAGCAAUGGAAAAAGGAAGUCACAUGAUGAGCGGUUUACUAGUGUAGUAGCAUAUUUUGUAUUAUAAUAUUUGGUGAUAGGUUAGUUUUCAGAUUGUAGUAAUCAAGCGCAUGGAAUUGCAAUGGGUUUAUUUUGGUGAAUUUUUUUUUAACAAGACUUUUUUUCUAAAUCAAAUUCCUGAGUGUUUUUUUUUCCCGGCAAAAGGAGGCAUUAGCAGUCAAGGAUGAAGAAAAAGGUGUUGUUGAUGGGGAAGAGCGGAUCGGGCAAGACUUCGAUGCGCUCCAUCAUCUUCGCCAACUACAUAGCCCGAGACACGCGGCGGCUGGGGGCUACAAUCGAUGUGGAGCACUCGCACGUCCGGUUCCUGGGCAACUUGGUGCUCAACCUGUGGGACUGCGGAGGGCAGGAGGCGUUCAUGGAGAACUACUUCGCGAGCCAGCGUGACAACAUCUUCCGCAACGUGGAGGUGCUGAUCUACGUGUUCGACGUGGAGAGCCGGGAGCUGGAGAAGGACAUCCACUACUACCAGAACUGCCUGGAGGCCAUCGUCCAGAACUCGCCCGAGGCGAAGGUGUUCUGCCUCGUCCACAAGAUGGACCUGGUGCAGGAGGACCAGCGAGAUCUGAUAUUCCAGGAACGCGAGGAUGACCUCAAGAGACUGUCUCGGCCCCUGGAGUGCAAUUGCUUCCGGACCUCUAUCUGGGACGAGACGCUGUACAAGGCCUGGUCGGCGAUAGUGUACAUGCUGAUCCCGAACGUGAAGGAGCUGGAGCAGAGCCUGAACCACUUCGCCAACAUCAUCGACGCUGACGAGGUGCUGCUGUUCGAGCGCGCCACCUUCCUGGUGAUCUCCAACUGCCAGCGCCGCCCGCACCGUGACACGCACCGCUUCGAGAAGGUGUCCAACAUCAUCAAGCAGUUCAAGCUCAGCUGCAGCAAGCUGGCCGCGCAGUUCCAGAGCAUGGAGGUGCGCAACUCCGUGAUCUCAGCCUUCAUAGACAUCUUCACCUCCAACACCUACGUCAUGGUCGUCAUGUCCGAUCCACUCAUACCUUCAGAAGCAACUCUGGUCAACAUCAGAAAUGCAAAGAAGCACUUUGAGAAACUGGAGCGAGUCAGUCAAUCCCAGAGCGCUCUGGCCAAGUGAAUGCGAGGUGGUCCGUAGGAGCUCCGUACCACUUGUCCAGGCAUCUACCUGAAACUUUGAAGAUUCACCGCAGACCCAACACACCAACACUGUCAUCUAGUCGUCUUCUGUGGACAGCAUUUACUGUGCUUAUUUUGUACAUAUGUGCAUGAGAACAAGAUAUUCCUGAUGAUACCAACUGUGAUGAUCUGCUUGGUGUUGAGUUUUUAUAUGCAAAAUUUUGUUGUAAGAAUUCAUUUCUAUAGAUAUUUGCUUAUAAAAACAUAUUGCAUCAUUACUAUGGAUGCAUGAAUAAUGUAAAUGUAUAAUUGAGUUCAACGUACUAGAGUGUAAUAUUAAAGUUGCAAAAGAAAUUGAGUAAAGUUUGCAUGAGGAAAAAAA
This is a messenger RNA of Bacillus rossius redtenbacheri, 1595 nucleotides long. It is a transcript of the gene RagA-B, whose product is annotated as ras-related GTP-binding protein A. Gene Ontology annotation, biological process: cellular response to starvation; negative regulation of autophagy. Gene Ontology annotation, cellular component: Gtr1-Gtr2 GTPase complex; nucleus; lysosome. Gene Ontology annotation, molecular function: GTPase activity; GTP binding. NCBI's taxonomy places the organism in Eukaryota, Metazoa, Arthropoda, Insecta, Phasmatodea, Bacillidae. The record is from RefSeq and is a predicted model, not a curated record. The transcript is spliced from 8 exons. The coding region runs from base 291 to 1214 and encodes 307 amino acids.